Molecule: messenger RNA, 645 nt
Organism: Rhagoletis zephyria (snowberry fruit fly)
Lineage: Eukaryota; Metazoa; Arthropoda; Insecta; Diptera; Tephritidae
Source: RefSeq, a predicted model, not a curated record
GUGGCCGCCCUCGACCUGGGCAUCAAGCCGAGCUCGGAGCUGAAGGUGGCGGAGAACGGGCAGCCGGCGGUGCUCUGGCUCUUUGGCGUCGACGACCAGCGCCUGCCCAUUCCCAAGAACUGCUUUGUCGUCUACCAGGGUCACACCGGCGACAUGGGCGCGAACCAGGCGGACCUGGUCCUCCCCGGGGCGGCCUUCACCGAGAAGCAGGGCACCUACCUGAACAUGGAGGGGCGGGCGCAGCAGACGCUGGCGGCCAUUACGCCGCCCUCGCUGGCCCGCGUCGACUGGCACAUCAUCCGCGCCGUCUCCGAGCUGGCCAACCACACGCUGCCCUACGAGAACCUGGUCCAGCUCAGGGACCGCAUGGCCGUCCUCUCGCCCACCCUGGUGCAGUACAACAAGAACGUGCUGAACAAGGCCGCCAAACCACCGACGAAGGGAAGUGGAGGUGGAGGUGAUCAGCAGCCGAAGGUGGUCAGCAAUGGAAAGCUGGUGCCGGUGAUGCGCGACCUGGCGGACUACUACCAGACGGACGUCAUCUCGCGCGCCUCCGCCACCAUGGCCAAGUGCGUCCAGGCGGUGACCAAGGAGAACACCAAGCGAAUCGCCAGAGACGGCGGAAAGGUCGCUCAGCAGGCGUAA